UUCCUCUCUGCACUGUGAGAGCUUGGUGUAAAAGCAGGCUGGGAACAACUCUCUGAUCUGACUCCAGUGCAGAACAGUCAAAGACGAGUGAAAAAAACGUUCAAUCUUACUCAGCGCAUUCUGCAGCGGUGAAGAGGGGACACUGUGGGUGACUGCUUCCAGAAAACAUCUUGGCUCUGCAGACCCAAUAGAAUUUGCAGCCUUAAUUAGAAAAAAAAAACUAAGAAUGGGUCUUUUCUUCACAAAGAGUAUUCUGUAAACUUGUUUUACAUGUCCAUUAAAUAUCUAUGCCAAGUGGAAUUUUUAGGACACAAGGAUUAGAACAGUGGAAAUGACUUCAGAAUAUACUAAAGACAGAAGAGAAUGAGAAUUGUGCUUUCCUUUAAAAAGUAUAAGUAAUAAAAGCUUUUUUUUUUUUUUAAAGGUUCUUUUCUGAAUACGUCCUAAAGGGUUGUUUGGAUUUUGAUAAUUCCUGUUAAACAUGAGUGGACUGGACGUUAAGGGAGGCUGUUUGGUGCUGCUGGCUGCUCUCCUGUGGCUGUCCAAUCUGGCUGAAGGAGGGUGCUCUGCAAAGUGCUGUAAAGGCAGAGACCCGACCUGCAGUAGCACAGACUGGAGGAUGGACCGGGUCUUUGGGACCUGCUUCUGUGACGAAACCUGCAAACUCAUAGGGGAUUGCUGCUAUGGUUACACACAAGAGUGUCCAGCCCAGUCCUGCACAGUUAGCGAGUGGAGUCCCUGGAGUGGCUGUGCCCUGCAAUGCAAACCUACCUACCGGGUCCGCAUACGAAGCAUUGAGAGAGAGCCCAAGAAUGGAGGGGAUCCUUGUCCAGCCCUGGAGGAAAAAGCUGGCUGCCUGGAAUACAUCAACUACCAAGGGCAGUACUGUGCACAUACACAUGGGCCUGCUUUUAUUACAACCUUGGAAUACAAUAAAGAAAGAAGAAAACGAGAUCUGUCCACCGAAUCAGAUGCUGCUGGGUAUUGUAUGGAAUUUAAGCUGGAAUCCCUUUCCCAGCAGUGCACCAUGGAGACCCGGCCCUACGCGCGAUGGAUGCAGUAUCUACGAGAGGGCUAUACAGUAUGUGUAAUUUGUCAACCACCAGCUAUGAACAGGGACAGCCACAGCUGCCAAGGAGAUGGCACAGACUUUGAUAGAAAUAAAAUCCUUCACUGGCAAGCGGUUGGCAACUCUCGAUGCAGGGGAACAUGGAAGAAAGUCCAAAGAGUGGAGCAGUGCUCUUGCCCAGUUGUACAUAGUUUUGUUUUUACUUGAAUACUUCUGGAACACCAACCUAAACACAUUCCUGCUGUUGGUUACCACUGUAUACUUUUUUUUUUUCAUUAAAAAAAAAAAAUCUGUAUAUAUGUAACAAGAUUGGCCGGUGAAAACGCUACAGUAUUGUUAAAUAAAAAAUGUGAUAUUAA
This is a messenger RNA of Acipenser ruthenus (sterlet), 1428 nucleotides long. RefSeq names its product somatomedin-B and thrombospondin type-1 domain-containing protein-like. The record is from RefSeq and is a predicted model, not a curated record. The transcript is spliced from 5 exons. NCBI's taxonomy places the organism in Eukaryota, Metazoa, Chordata, Actinopteri, Acipenseriformes, Acipenseridae. Bases 482 to 1276 code for a protein of 264 amino acids.